AGAGAGAGCCGGCCCCCGGGCCCGGCGGCGCUCGGCGCGGCCCAGCGGGGCGCGAUGGAGGAGGGCGAGGAGGAGGAGGAGGAACAUGCGUUACAGCGGAAGAUGCACCUCUUCCAGUGCUGGAGCGUCCAAGAGUCCAUUGCUCGCUUCUGGCAAUUUCUGCGGCUGCAAGACGAUCAGCUGGCCAUGGACGGGUACGUGGAGUUGAACCUCCUCUUCCAGAAAGCCCUUGGGGAGGACUUCCUGCUGGAGCGCGCCAUCGACUCUGCGGUGGGGGACUGGAGCGAGGAUGUGCAGCCGGGUCAGCAGGCGAUGACACAAGAGGAGUUCGCCAUGUUCCUCUUCGAGCUGUGCACUCUUUGGUGCGGUCCCCAUGUCUCCCUGCACGUCUACUUGCUCUUCCUGUGCACGGCCUUCCUCGCGGUCACGGACCACUCCGGAGCGUUCACCCUGGGCAUGAAGCGACUGGAGGACGUGGAGCGUUUGCCGGAGACCUUCUUCGAGCUGCUGAACCUGCAAGGUUGGAGGGGCCAGCCGGCGCCCGAGGCCGCCACCCUGGCAGCGUGGCUUCGGGCCAAUGUCAGCACAGAAGCGCAGCAGGCAGCAGUGCAGCACGUGCAGCGACAGGUCUUCCAGCUGACCCACGAUGCCCGCGCCGCCUUCCUCUUCCAAAGCGAGGAGAACCCGCCUGGUGCGCAGCUGCUGGACUUGGUCAAGUCUUCCACGCAGCAGCUCGCGAAGAUCAGCAAGAGCACUUUGCCCACCGUGGUGGAUGCGCCGGCCAAGCCAGGCACACGGAAGGUGGAGGUGUCACCGCCGGAGGUGUCGGCGCUGGCAUUGCGAAGCCGCGCGCGCAGUCAGCCUCCCCAGGGGCCUUGGCCAGAGCCAAAGCCGGCGGUGGAGGCGCUGCCCGUGGGUCGUCUUUAUGACACCGAGCUCGUGCAGUACCAGGGCCGCGGCCUGGGCCUCGCGGGGCAGCAGGCGGUGCUCACGCGGCGCAUGCCGCGGUCCAUCGUCACCGCCAGCUCCGCUGAAGGCUACUACACUCGAGGCUGCUUCAGCCGGCUGAGGACCUCGCAGUCCUCUAUGGGACCGUCAAUGUCUGGGCCAAGCCAAGAUCUUGGCGCCUACGACUCACAGUCGCAAGGCUUCAGCCUGCCCAGCGUGCCCACCACCGCGCCCUCGAAGCCGCCCACGGCGCCCGGGCUCUUCGCUUCGGAAGAGGUCAGGCGCGCAGCAUCACCUGCGCAGGAGGAGCCCACGGAGGAGUACCUGUGGCCAGAAGACGAGGUGAUCGCCUUUCUGGAAUCGCCCGCGCUGCCGCCCUACAAGAUGCCAAAGCGACCGCCGGAGGUGUACCGGAAGCAGGCGGAGCCGCAUAUGAAGGGCCAGCCCAGCUGGCAGGUCUUUGAGGCGCAGAAGUACCAGUCGGGCCAAGUGCUGGCGCCCCCCUUCGCGCGAGUGCUGCGGAAGCUCCCUGAGGAGAUCCGGCCUGGCCUGGACCAGCAACCUCCGGGACCGCUGGCGCAUCCUUCGGAGCCCGUGUGGCACCAGAUGCAGCAUAGACUGGAGGUCAUCCUCCGGAAGCAAGGCCGCCGCGCGGAGCGGCGGAGGAAGCGGCGCCUGCGGCAGCGUAUGGGCAAAGCGCCCAAGCCCAGCCAAGGCCGGAAACUGCGGGAGUACUUGGAUCGGGCCUUUGCGGAGGAGGAGAUCCCAGGGGAUGCGAGUGGAGAGUUCCUCGCGAAGGUGCAAGAGCGGCGCAUCCAGGAGAGAGCCCGGGCAGAGGAGCGUGCGCAGGCGCGUGGCGAGAGCCAGCUCCGGAAGGUGCUGCGUCCCGUAUAUGUGCCGCCACCUGGGGCGACGGUGCUGGGGCCUUGAGAGGCCCCGGGCCCCGGGUUUGGCGCGCCCGGCUUGCAUCUCAUCUAGGUCCCCCAGUGCCCGUUCUCAGCCCUUUUUUGGGAGGCUUCCCC
This is a messenger RNA of Effrenium voratum, 1970 nucleotides long. NCBI's taxonomy places the organism in Eukaryota, Dinophyceae, Suessiales, Symbiodiniaceae. The record is from the annotation of a GenBank genome assembly.